AUGGCAUUGGUGGCUGGACCAGGGGUGGGAGGAACACCAUCCUCGGUCGACAAACUUCCGGCCGACCUCAGCCUGGUCGUUGAGAAACAUGUCAAAUACAUACAAGGCUUGGAUACUCGAAAGGAUGAACUCGACUACUGGUUGACCGAGCACCUAAGACUCAAUGGCGUCUAUUGGGGUUUGACUUCACUUUGUCUCCUUGGCCAUCCAGAUGCAUUGCCACGCGAUAAAACAUUGGAGUUUGUCCUUGCAUGUCAGAAUCAUGAUGGAGGCUUCGGUGCCGCACCGGGUCACGAUUCUCAUAUGCUGUAUACAGUAAGCGCCGUUCAAAUCCUGGCAACCAUCAAUGCGUUAUCAGACCUGGACGAAGAGGGAAGAGGAGGAAAGGAGCGCAUUGCAAGAUACAUUGCUAGUCUGCAAGACCCCCAGACUGGCGCCUUUGCCGGAGAUGAAUGGGGUGAAACUGACACUCGCUUCCUCUGCGGAGCGUUUAACGCUCUCUCGAUCCUCAAUAUGAUGCAUCUGGUCGACGUGGAAAAAGCGGUAUCGCAUGUUCACGCAUGUACCAAUUUCGACGGCGGCUUUGGCAGGUCUCCAGGCGCAGAAUCUCACUCGGGCCAAAUAUUCACAUGUGUUGCUGCCUUGACCAUUGUGAGAAGACUCGAUCUAGUGGAUACUGACCGAUUGGCUGCCUGGUUGAGCGAAAGACAACUCGCGAAUGGUGGACUCAACGGCCGGCCGGAAAAGUUGGAAGAUGUGUGCUACAGCUGGUGGGUCCUCAGUAGUCUUGCCAUGCUUGGGAAACUACAUUGGAUCGAUUCUACAGAAUUGACAAAAUUUAUUCUGAGGUGUCAGGACCCUGAACAAGGGGGGAUUUCCGACAGACCUGGAGACAUGGUUGAUGUUUUUCAUACAGUCUUCGGGCUCGCAGGUUUGAGUUUACUGGGUUAUCCAGGACUUGUCGAAGUCGAUCCGGUCUAG
This is a messenger RNA of Rhinocladiella mackenziei CBS 650.93, 981 nucleotides long. RefSeq lists its product as uncharacterized. Bases 1 to 981 code for a protein of 326 amino acids. The record is from RefSeq and is a predicted model, not a curated record. The transcript is spliced from 3 exons. Gene Ontology annotation, cellular component: Rab-protein geranylgeranyltransferase complex. Lineage: Eukaryota; Fungi; Ascomycota; Eurotiomycetes; Chaetothyriales; Herpotrichiellaceae. Gene Ontology annotation, molecular function: Rab geranylgeranyltransferase activity. Gene Ontology annotation, biological process: protein geranylgeranylation.